Theileria equi strain WA is the source of this 372-nucleotide messenger RNA. RefSeq lists its product as hypothetical. The record is from RefSeq and is a predicted model, not a curated record. The coding region runs from base 1 to 372 and encodes 123 amino acids. Lineage: Eukaryota; Apicomplexa; Aconoidasida; Piroplasmida; Theileriidae. The transcript has 2 exons.
AUGAAGAACAACCCCUACUACAAGUUGCCAGAACUAGACAGGAAAAUACGUGAAAUCACAAUUUUACAUCCAGAUGUUAUGGAGAAUUUAGGGGUGUACGUUAUACCGAUAAAGCGAGAGGUGGAAGAAACGAAAUCAAACUCAGAUUCUACCAGCCAAGAACUGCAUGAUGGAUCAAUAACUACAGAUGACACAACUCAAUCUCAUAUUGACGAUUUGCUUCAGAAUACGGAGAUGAUAAAGGCGAUGGAACCCGAAGAGAAGCUAAAGUACAUUCCUCAACUGAAGCAUACGAUCGUGUACGAAAUUUUGAAAAAUAGAGAUGUUUUAAAGAAGUUGUCCGAUAAAAUUGGAGAGGAACAUGGUUUAUAG